CUCUCAACAAUCGACCCGUUUCUUCGUCGUUCUCCGCCCACAGAGUCUCUGUUCUCUCUCUCUCUGUUACGCCCUUCUGUUCUGCUUCUGCACUGCCAAACCCUAGGGCUUUCUCGCAAGUAUUUUCCCCUUCAUCAUCAAUAAUCCCUACAUUUUCGUCUCGAAAUCGCCUAGUUGUCUUGAAAUUUUGACGUUCCCGGAGAUAGCUUCGUUUUGAUUCAGACCGAAUUCGAUUUUAGAAGGAAUUUACGCGGACGGAUAUCUUUCUUGAGCAAUGUAUGUGGCUGCGAAGUUCCGAUCGCACGCUAAGCCGGUUUUGGAGUCCCGAGCAAUUCUUGGACCCGGCGGGAACAGAGAUAGGGUCCCUGAGAAGCCGAGAUGCAAACACGAGACGACGUUGACGAAGACGGAGAAGCAGAACAAGGCACUUCCGGCGGUUCCGGAUUCGGUUAUUCGGGAUAAUGUCUCCGUCGGUAGUUCAUGUUCUUCCGAUUCUUUAUCAAGCAACUAUUCGGCCAAAUUGUUGAAUCCGAAAGUGAAGCCCUACGCCGUGAAACCUGUAAAGGCUGUUGCUGCCGGCAGUGAGGCAGACGCAACCACAACGUCCCCCAGGCACUCCGUUCCGCGUAAACGGUGUGAUUGGAUAACGCCUUAUUCUGACCCACUUUACAUCGCUUUUCAUGACGAAGAAUGGGGAGUCCCAAUUCAUGAUGACAAGAAGCUGUUUGAGUUACUUGUAUUAUCACAAGCCUUAGCAGAACUUACUUGGCCCUCGAUUCUUAGCAAGAGAGACGUAUUUAGGAAAGUUUUUAAUGAUUUUGACCCAUCUUCCAUCGCUAAGUUCACAGAGAAUGAGUUUGCAACACUAAAAGUUAAUGGCAUCCAGGUUCUGACUGAACCAAAGCUUCGUGCAAUCGUGGAGAAUGCUAAUCAAGUACUCAAGAUUCAACAGGAAUUUGGUUCCUUUAGCAACUACUGUUGGAGCUUUGUUAACAAGAAGCCUAUACGAAACAGAUUUCGAUAUGCUCGUCAAGUACCCGUAAAGACGCCGAAAGCAGAGUCCAUGAGCAAGGAUCUGAUCCGGAGAGGGUUCCGAUGUGUCGGGCCAACCGUGGUUUAUUCCUUCAUGCAGGUUACCGGAAUUGUCAACGAUCACUUGGUGAAUUGCUUCAGAUAUCAAGAAUGUGAUGCAAAUGUAAAAGACGAUAUGAAACCAAGAGUAGAAGAUCUGAGGUUGGAGUUGCAUAACGGAGCUUCGGAGAAGCCUUGCUUGUCAAGAUCUUGACUAGAUUGAAGAAGAAAGGUUAUCUCUAACUAAUCUUACAAAUCACUGUAAUAAAAUGUCGCUGAUGUUGAACACGUGUAGUGCUGAGUAGUUACGUUUGAGUUCGUUUUUGUUCAGAAUUUAUAAUUUGCCUUCUUUGUAGAUGUAUUAACAUUGAUUUUAUGCAUGAUUUAAUUGUAAUUUGUAUUAACAGACGACAAACCCAUGUUGGUUUCCUGUAA
This is a messenger RNA of Momordica charantia (bitter melon), 1506 nucleotides long. Its product is annotated as DNA glycosylase superfamily protein. Gene Ontology annotation, biological process: base-excision repair. The record is from RefSeq and is a predicted model, not a curated record. Gene Ontology annotation, molecular function: DNA-3-methyladenine glycosylase activity. NCBI's taxonomy places the organism in Eukaryota, Viridiplantae, Streptophyta, Magnoliopsida, Cucurbitales, Cucurbitaceae.